This is a messenger RNA of Paramecium sonneborni, 486 nucleotides long. Lineage: Eukaryota; Ciliophora; Oligohymenophorea; Peniculida; Parameciidae. The record is from the annotation of a GenBank genome assembly.
AUGCAACGAGUACCAUAAUAUAUUCAAAGACCAAUAAUUUAAGAUUCUUUUAGAUAAUCCUUCAAAUAAACUUCAGAGUAAGAAAACUCAUGUGCUUAAUUACAAUAAAGAAAACCCAUAUAAGCAUAUCCAUAAUAUCAAUCUACAUAAGUGAUUCAAAAGCCUGAAAUACGUCCAAAUUCAUCAUAACCUAGAUAGCCAUCUAUUCAAAUAGUUCCAAGACCAUCUUCUGCUUCUACAGAUAAGAGAGCUUUUUCAAAUUAAAAAUAACCAUGCAGAUCUUCAUUUAAAGAAUUGAAAAAUUCAACAUAUAUUUCACCUUAACAAGCUACUCCUUAAUCUAGAUAUUUUUCAUUAAAAUAGCUGCCAGACACUAAUUUAAUUAAAUGCNUGGAAAUAAAAAUACUCUACUCUUCAAGUAGUAUUUUUUUGGAAAGGUAUUAUUAUUUUAUUUAAAUAUGAAGUCUGUUGGUAAUUAUAAAAUGA